This is a messenger RNA of Cololabis saira (Pacific saury), 4954 nucleotides long. Its product is annotated as lissencephaly-1 homolog. The record is from RefSeq and is a predicted model, not a curated record. Gene Ontology annotation, molecular function: protein binding. Gene Ontology annotation, cellular component: COPI vesicle coat. Gene Ontology annotation, biological process: endoplasmic reticulum to Golgi vesicle-mediated transport; intra-Golgi vesicle-mediated transport; retrograde vesicle-mediated transport, Golgi to endoplasmic reticulum. The coding region runs from base 442 to 1674 and encodes 410 amino acids. The transcript has 11 exons. NCBI's taxonomy places the organism in Eukaryota, Metazoa, Chordata, Actinopteri, Beloniformes, Belonidae.
GGUGAGGGCGACUGCAGCAGGGCGCGCGCCGCGGACACGAGCCUGGCAUAGUUUACCUCCACAUCACGAGAUCGUGUUUUGUAGCGGAAAUUUCACGCCCCGCCGGGCCGUGCCACCCUUGAAGACGCCUGAACGUUAUCCACCGGGCAGAAACAAUAGGAUGCAGUGUAGACUUGGCUAGUGACUGGUUUGCAGGCUAUCCACCUCUUUUGUCCCUGGAGUCAGCCAGUUGGGGGGGCAGAGCCCUGCAUUCCCCUCUUCUCAGUCUAAACCUUUGUUUGGAAAGGAACAACUGGCUACCACUGGAGUACGCGGCCCAUCCUUGCCUGUGUUGCUCGGUUCAGCACAGCUCAUCUCCUGACUGUGGAGAGCGUAGCAGCUGCAGAAGAUUCACUUUUAACCUACUAACCCAAACGGCCCCACCCACACUCUCCUGUCACCAUGGUGCUGUCACAACGGCAAAGAGAUGAACUAAAUCGAGCAAUAGCUGAUUAUCUACGUUCCAAUGGAUAUGAAGAAGCGUAUUCCACUUUCAAAAAGGAGGCUGAAUUAGAUAAUAAUGAAGAAUUGGAUAAGAAGUAUGCUGGUCUUUUGGAAAAAAAAUGGACUUCAGUCAUCAGAUUACAAAAGAAGGUAAUGGAACUUGAAUCCAAACUGAAUGAGGCUAAAGAGGAGAUCACUCUGGGUGGGCCUGUAAGUCAGAAGCGAGACCCCAAAGAAUGGAUCCCACGCCCACCAGAAAGGUACGCGCUGAGCGGUCACCGAAGUCCAGUUACACGUGUCAUCUUCCAUCCAGUCUUCAGUGUCAUGGUAUCGGCGUCUGAGGAUGCAACAAUAAAGGUGUGGGACUAUGAAACGGGAGACUUUGAACGCACACUGAAAGGGCACACAGAUUCAGUGCAGGACAUCUCAUUUGACCAAACUGGCAAACUGCUGGCAUCAUGCUCUGCAGAUAUGACUAUCAAACUGUGGGAUUUCCAAGGCUUUGAGUGUAUCAGGACCAUGCAUGGACAUGACCACAAUGUUUCAUCUGUAGCCAUCAUGCCCAAUGGAGAUCACAUUGUUUCUGCCUCAAGGGACAAAACCAUGAAAAUGUGGGAAGUGGCAACUGGUUAUUGUGUGAAGACCUUUACAGGCCACAGGGAGUGGGUUCGUAUGGUGCGGCCCAACCAGGAUGGCACAUUACUUGCCAGCUGUUCCAAUGACCAGACGGUUCGCGUGUGGGUAGUGGCCACCAAAGAAUGCAAGGCUGAACUGCGAGAGCAUGAACAUGUGGUGGAGUGCGUCGCCUGGGCUCCAGAGAGCGCCCAUCCCACUAUCCUCGACGCCACAGGUUCUGAGAGCAAGAAGAGUGGUAAACCAGGUCCCUUCCUGCUGUCUGGCUCCAGAGACAAAACCAUCAAGAUGUGGGAUGUCAGCAUUGGCAUGUGCCUUAUGACACUGGUUGGACAUGACAACUGGGUUCGUGGGAUCCUCUUCCACCCUGGAGGAAAGUUUAUUGUGACCUGUGCAGAUGACAAAACCUUAAGGAUCUGGGAUUACAAAAAUAAACGCUGCAUGAAAACCCUGUGUGCCCACGAACACUUUGUUACCUCUCUGGAUUUCCACAAGGCUGCACCCUUUGUGGUCACUGGAAGCGUAGAUCAAACAGUAAAAGUGUGGGAGUGUCGCUGAUUUGGACCUUGGGGAAUUGGACCACCACCCUGACAACCCGGCGCUACUCUGGAUUCCACACCCCCCCUCCUUACUCUUAUCCCAGCCUCCCGUUAUUCUCCCCAUCCCGUCAUCUAACCUAAACCUCCACCCGCAUAUCCUUAUCUUCUCCAGCUGCACUCACCACCAUGGUUAUUUACCCAUAGCGCUCUCUGGUCCAAUAACUUUUGUCCUUCUGUGUAAAUUAUUCCUGGAUGUAGAUCGAGCUAUUAAAUGUUACACAAAAAAGUAUUCCUGCAUGGUAAUCCAAAAUUGUAUACUGUAAAUUUACAUAACGUUGUCUAGAAGUACCAUAGGUUUAACACGGGGCUGAGCGUCUGUCACGCAGCCUUACCAACCACCUGAAGGCAGAUGUUUUUGACUGGGUGUAAAACAUAGGGCACUAAAAAAACAACAAUAAUUUAAGAAAUGACAGUGUCUUUAUAUGUAAUUGUUAUUUUGUCUAUUUUUUUUAAUUUUUUUUUUAUUUAGGCCUUUUUUUUUCUCUGUUAUUCCUCUCUUCACUGUCGUAGUCUGUUGGUGCCUAGCUUGGUGACACGCUUGAGAGAUAAAGGGGGAAAAGCAUAUAUGAUGCGAUGAAAUGUCUGUGGGGCUUUGAUAUUGAGAUAAUCUGUAGCUUUAUAACAUCACUUUUCAAGUGUGCAUACCAUUUCUCUUCAUGUGGAACUAGGUAAUAUUUUAAUGGCUGUAUAUACGAAUGUUUCAAACUGUUGUCCUUGGACCUGGGGGGCUUGAAAACAGCUUUGUACUCUUGUUAUGUGGUGGCAAAUGGUCCACUGCUAAGCGUUGGAUAAAUUAUCUAAUUUAGUAUGAGUGGCUUUGUGAAUAGCUGUGAUAAGCUUUUCACUAGAAGCCAGACUUGGCGAGCAGGUUAGUUUUACUGUCGGCGAGUGUCCAGUGUCUCUGCAGCACCUGAGAAGAUUCCAUGGACUACACCUGUUAUAUAUUGUUGCGCUUGAUGAACAUGUGGCCGUGGCUCUCUUUAGGAAAUUACUUCCUGUGAUCUGUGUGUUGGAUCAUUUAAGCCGAUUCUUAGGUUCACAUGGUGUUGCCUUACUGCUCAGCAACACCGGGGUUGGGAGCAUUAAGAAUGCUCAAUGGCGCCACAGAAAAAUAUGAACACAAGACUUGUUUGAAUUAAAACUGCUCAAGGAAAUAAAACUGUAAAGGCACUACGAGGAGUCAAAGUGAGUCCCCUGGGUUUGAUAUCUGGGAUGUGCAAAAAUCUCUACUUUCUGCAUCCUGUCUGCAGAAUGAAAAUGGUUUUGAAAGAUAAAUUUCUGUAAAGUAAAUAAAAAAAUAGGAAAUGUUAAUUUAGCCUGCUGUAAUGAGAUUUGGUGUUUUUUGCAUCAUCGCACUACAGGAUAAAGUGGAGGUUUAGUGAGGAAAUACUGGCUACAGACAUACAAAGUGAUCCGCUGUUUCCUCUGUGAAGCGAUCUGGCAAAAGCUGCUCACUGUAAACUGAUUCUCUUGGAUCAGUUGUGAAGGAUCUCUGCAGACAAAAUCCACAAACAACUCCUCACGUAUGUCUGUGUGUUCUGAGCGAUGUUCCUCAAACGUUCGACUUUUGCUCUCGGUGAAGUUGUAACUGUAAAACAGAGAAAGGAUACAGAGCGUAAACCAGUCCAUGCUGUCGACUCAACCAUUCCACUUCUCAUCCAGGACAAAAACAAAUGAGACAUCUUGCCUCAAACUGUAGCCGACAAGGUGGUUCAUUAACCUUGCACAUCCCUGUUUUCACUAAAGCUUCAGUCGUUUAAUAGAGAUCGGAGAUGACAUUAAAGUUAAUUGAUGUUGAUAAGAGUGUAAACUUAUAAUUUCUGAUUAGCCUCUUCAUUCCAUUGCAGUUCUAAGCUAAUAAAGAUUUCCACUGCUUAACUUUUUAUCUUCUUUGCCAAGUUUUCCUCUUCCUGUGUCUACUGGAUGUGGUGAUCUGCUGCUCAAGCUCUUGCUAGUGGCUGCUGUGGGCCUCAUGUGACCUGUUGGUGUAGCAUUGCUGCAUGUUAACCUACAUCCAGAGGCAGAGCUGUCAGAACAUAUACUUUUAAAACCUUCAAAGGCCAUGUAUCAAAGUAACUGGUUAAGUGACUGUGACUUAAGUCUAUGUGUACUUUAAAGUAGUUUGACAAUUUGAGGUAUGUGCUUACUCUGUCUCUUUCGCUGAGAGUUGGCUGAGAUCUGUACCAGUUUUCUCCAACAUUAGUAUAAGAAAGCAAGCAAGCAUACAUUCAGAUCUGCUCUUUUUACAAUACUAUGUCUUUGGCUAGUUGAGUUCAGACAGCUCCGUUGUUUGGUUUGUAGAGAGGCUGGUUUGUUGUGUGUGAUGCUGUUUGAAGGAGGUUUUAGAGCCUCCUCGUAUGUUAAUGCAAUGGGAUUGUGGCAGACUAGGAUGCCCCAAAGGCAAAAUCCUCUCUUUCAGGGACUUUCACUGAUGUCUCCCUUUUAAUGUGUGCCCCCCUUUGCAAAGGUAUUUCUUUUUUGUUUUUAUAUAUUUUUUUUUCUUUUCUACAAGCUGUUUUCUCUGUCUAAGCAUCCGAGGCAAAAAACUUUGGGGGGAGAGAGAAGCAGUUAAUUUUGUAGUUGCAUUUGGCAGUGCUAAUGAAGAUGCCAAUGUGUUAAAUGUUCUAGCUGAAGCCAAAAAUGGAGACAUCGGUCUGAACAAUCUGGUUUAUCUCAAGAAAAUCAGCCUCCUUGUUGGUCUAACACUGUGACCAACCUUUGAAAAUUAUUAGAGUCCCCUCAGGAUCACGCUAUGAUAUACCAGACCAUAGCAUGUAAAUUAAAAAUGCAUUUCCUUCCUUGGCUUUACUCAAGGAAGGCGUUUAACUAGAGGUCAGGAUGAUGUGUGUUCUGUUUAUUUUGUAAUAAUCACAGAAAGAAACCAGCUUAAAUUGAAAAAAAAAAAAAAAAAAAACAGCUGCUUUUAUGAACAUGUUGGAAAAAGAAAAUCCAGUUUUGCCAUUCACAGGUCCAAAGCAAUCCCUUCUGCUGUAGUCUGGGGUAUGAAGGAACCGGCAGGCAGGCUUUGACUGUUUGUGGGUGGUUUCUCCCAGACUCGAGUCCCUCUGUCCUGUAAGCUGCCUGUGAGUCACAUCUGAGGGCUUCAGACUGCACAACAAGCUCCUGCGGGAGAGCUCGUGAUGUUUUCGCCACUAUGGUCUCACUCUUCACACAGCAAACUGUUAACAAUAUACCUGGAUGUCAUUAUUGUUUGCGAUAUAAUAAAAGAAGAAAAUUUG